Messenger RNA from Sphaeramia orbicularis (orbiculate cardinalfish), 2223 nucleotides. RefSeq names its product DMRT-like family A2 (gene dmrta2). Gene Ontology annotation, molecular function: RNA polymerase II cis-regulatory region sequence-specific DNA binding; DNA-binding transcription factor activity, RNA polymerase II-specific; protein binding. Gene Ontology annotation, cellular component: nucleus. The record is from RefSeq and is a predicted model, not a curated record. NCBI's taxonomy places the organism in Eukaryota, Metazoa, Chordata, Actinopteri, Kurtiformes, Apogonidae. Gene Ontology annotation, biological process: germ cell development; regulation of transcription by RNA polymerase II; sex differentiation.
AACGGCUCGGUUCGGCUCGGCUCGGUUUCAGAGUAACUACACAGAUCUUUGAGAGCAACGCCGUCGUCUUGUUCAUCGAUCAUUGAAACCACAUUAGAACCCGGACAUGGAUCUGAGACCGGAACACCCCACCGCCUCCUCCGCAUCCCAGGUCCACCCCGGGGCGGCGGCGGCGGCGGCCGCGGCGGCCUCCAUCCCGGUGUCCAUGGCCAGUAACCUGCUUCGCGGCCCGCCGCUGCUCUUGCGCGCCGCGGACAAGUACCCACGCACACCGAAGUGCGCGCGCUGCAGGAACCACGGUGUGGUGUCCGCGCUCAAGGGCCACAAGCGCUACUGCCGCUGGAAGGACUGUAUGUGCGCCAAGUGCACCCUGAUCGCCGAGAGGCAGCGGGUGAUGGCGGCGCAGGUGGCGCUGCGUCGGCAACAGGCGCAGGAGGAGAACGAAGCCCGGGAACUGCAGCUGCUCUACGGGACCGCGGAGGGACUGGCUCUGGCCGCCGCCAACGGCAUCAUACCCCCCCGGCCCAACUAUGAGGUGUUCAGUUCUGUCAACAGCGAGAGCAACUCAGAUUCCAGUAUCCAGAAGUACGAGCUGUUUCCGAAGACCCAGAUGUCCGGACCGGCCACCCCCCAGCAGACCGGGGCCAAGCCGGCGUCCACGGAAAGUGACUCGGCUCCGGGCAUCUCGUCUCCGGACGGACGGCACGGAGGUUCUGGUUCCGAAAACGGAGACAGCGAGUCUUUCAUCAACUCCCCGGUUUCCAAGCCCCUAAAGGACGGAGAGGAGACUCCCGGGUCCGUCAGUUCCCUCGGUUCCGAUUCCGGUUCUGACACCGACAAAGACGAGCAGGAACCGUCCCCGUCCUCCGCCGCCUCUCGACACAUGAACGCCAUCGACAUUCUGACCCGGGUCUUCCCCAGCCACAAGCGGAGCGUCCUGGAGCUGGUCCUGCAGGGCUGCGGAAAGGACGUGGUCCAGGCCAUCGAGCAGAUCCUGAACAACAGCGGCGCCCAGAGCCACAACAAGAGCGGCCCGGAGGAGCCGUGGACAGCCGAAAGGAUGCUGCAGGGCGCGCAACCACCGCCGGCCUCCGCGUCCGCCACCGCACCGACCAGGCCCAUGUUACCCGGAGCCAUGACGCUCAGUAACCGAUCCGCCUUUUCGCCCCUCCAGCCGAACGCACCGCACUUCGGCGCCGACCCGGGCACCUACCCCCUGGGCACCCACCUGGGCCUAAACCCGCUGCGCCUGGCCUACUCUGCGCACAGCAGGGGUCUGGCCUUCAUGACCCCCUACUCCACCACCGGCCUCAUGCCCACCCUGGGCUUCAGACCCCCGAUGGACUACGCCUUCAGCGACCUGAUCAGAGACAGGACGAUGUUACACAAAGAGCAGGGCUACGCCGGCGGCCUGUACGGGCCCCUGGUCAACAACACCCCGGACAAACAGUGACGGAGGCGGCGGUCCAAGCUGGACUCUGCACACACACACAUUCCAUUGUAUUUGUAGCCACAAGUGUUGAACGUCCUGGCAAAAUCUGUGAUGUGUUUUGGCUACGGGCUCCUGUAAAUAAUAGGAUUAUCUGCCUGUAGUCAAAUGGUCCGAGAGGAAAAAACGAAACUCACUUAUGUGUAAUUUUCAAAAAAUAAUUUUAUAUGUUACACUAAAAAAAAACUUUUGGAUGGCAUUCCCCAUUUAUGCUCCAUUUAUCGAAAAAAGAAAAUGGAACUGAAGCGAUAUUUAUUCUGUUCCGAGUCCUGAUCAACCCGGGAAAGUAAAAAAAGAAAAAAAAAAAAAGAAAAAAAAAAAAAAAGGAAAUAGGUACAAAGAAUGCGUAAAUGCUUUUAUUAGUUUUUAAUAAUGUGGAUCUACAGGAUUUAAGAUAAAACACGGACAAAUGAAUUUAAUUUGUUCUCAUCCAUCAAAUAAAAAUUGUAAAGUUUUCAUCGUCAUUUUCAAAAGUUCAGACUUUCUGUAUUCAUUCCCCUCUCACACCUGAAAGUGUCCAGACGGACCAGGUUAAGUUAUUAAAGCAUGUAGUUCACGGAUGUUAACCCUAAAAGUUACCUGUUCUAAAACUAAUUCUGUGUGGAUACCGUCAUCCUUUUUUUCUUACGUAUUGUUUCACUUCUCUUCUUUUUAGUUGGUUUUCUGCCUGUAUUAUAUACUAUAUUGCAUUUGGUAAAAAUGAAAUGCUAUGCUAUACCUAUCUGACUUUUCAU